AUGCUCUUCACUUCUGUUUUUGUACUGGUAUUGUCGCUGCUGCCAGGAGACUCGGCCGCGGCGACAAUCCGUUCUCGACAAGAUGCAUCUACCACCUCUUACGACUUUAUAGUUAUAGGUGGCGGCACAGCUGGCCUGGCAUUGGCGACAAGACUAGGACAAAAACUUCCAGAUACCAGAAUCCUAAUUCUCGAAGCCGGUCCGGCGCCCCCCACCAAUGAGCCAGGAAUCAGCAUUCCUGGGCUUAAAGGCUCUACUCUUUUUGGACCUUACGACUGGAAAUUCCUCACAACCCCGCAAGAAAAUAUAGGUAACCGGGUCAUUGGCCAGAGUAGGGGGCGUGUGCUCGGUGGCACAUCUGCUCUAAACUUCAUGGUCUGGGAUCGUGCUGCAAAAGCCGAAUAUGACGCCUGGGGAGACCUCGGAAACCACGGGUGGGGAUGGGGCAGUAUGAUUAAAUACAUGUUGAAGGCCGAGAACUACGUUAAAACAAGCAAUAUUUUUGGCUUGAAUACCGGAGUUGGAAAGGGUGGCCCAAUUCAAACAACCGUAGAUCGGAUACAACCACCUCAGCAGCUCCCGUUCAUUCCGACUAUGAACAGUCUUGGGGUCCCUACGAACUUGGAAUCCCUGAAUGGAAACCCAAUCGGUGCGGUCUAUCAUCCAAGCAAUAUUCGGGACUCAAACUACACAAGAUCGUGGGCCCCAGAAUACUUGUCGAUUGCUGGUUCCAAUAUCCAUAUCGUUACAGAUGCAACUGUGCGGAAGGUCAAUUUGAAGUCUACCAGCAAGGGACAACAGGCAACUAGUGUCACACUUGAGGACGGUACUGUAUACACCGCAACCAAGGAGGUCAUUCUAUCUGCUGGAGCUUUCCAAUCGCCCCAGAUUCUCGAAACCUCGGGCAUCGGUCAAAGCUCCCUUCUCGCUAAAGCAGGGAUAAAAACCAUCAUCAACCUUCCGGGCGUAGGUGAAAAUCUUCAAGAUCACGUCUACGUCAGUGUCGCCUACCAAUUGAAGCCGGGCUUCACCUCCUUCGACUCCCUAAACACAAACUCUACAUACGCUGCCGAACAGAUGGCUCGUUAUCAAUCAAACCAACCUUCUGCUUUCGACUACAAUGGCAGCAACUUCGCUUUUCUCAAUUGGAAACAAAUACUCGGCUCAGACAACAUCAUGAAUUACCAUGCUUCCAAUUCUGCAACCCCAGGCAACGUUGUUGAUCAAACUAAAUUGUACCACCUCACUUCCGAAGCUGUUAAAGCUGGGAUCCCUCAGCUUGAAGUCCUCUUCGCUGAUGGGUACACCGGUACCAAAGGCUACCCCGCUGCGGGCUCUGCCGAGUAUGGAAAUCAAUACGUCACCUUAUUAGGUAUCCUCCAGCAUUCCUUCUCUAAGGGUAGUGUCCAUAUUGAUACCACAAACCCGUCCAAUCCACCAGUGAUUGAUCCAAACUACUUCUCAAAUUCCUACGACACCGAAGCAAUCAAGCAAAUCGUAAAAUACCUUCGAAGGGUUGCAAACACCGCACCUCUCAAAGAUAUCCUUGUUAAAGAAUACGAGCCGGGCAGCUCUGUCUUUACCGAUGCCCAAAUCCUCGCCUAUGCUAAAGAUACGGUAUCAACACUGUGGCAUCCUGUUGGUAGCUGUGCUAUGUUACCAAAGGCACAAAAUGGAGUUGUGGACUGCAACCUCAAGGUUUAUGGAACCACUAACCUGAGGAUUGUUGAUGCGUCUGUUAUCCCUGUGCAGAUUUCUGCGCACAUCCAGACAGCCGUUUAUGGUAUUGCUGAAAGAGCGGCGGUGUUGAUUGCAAAUGGGUGGUAA
This is a messenger RNA of Orbilia oligospora ATCC 24927, 1827 nucleotides long. RefSeq lists its product as uncharacterized. The transcript has 2 exons. Lineage: Eukaryota; Fungi; Ascomycota; Orbiliomycetes; Orbiliales; Orbiliaceae. Gene Ontology annotation, biological process: secondary metabolite biosynthetic process. Gene Ontology annotation, molecular function: oxidoreductase activity, acting on CH-OH group of donors; flavin adenine dinucleotide binding. The record is from RefSeq and is a predicted model, not a curated record. The coding region runs from base 1 to 1827 and encodes 608 amino acids.